UCCAUAUCGCUCGUUGACACUAUCUGUUCGAGUCAUUAGCGUCCGAGCGCUCGAACAGUACGGAGUACGCUUGGAGGGGGCUUUAAAAUUAAAUUGCUUUAGAUACUCGUAGAAAAUGUCUGCCAGCAAGUGGGAAUCUGACGAGGAGAUCCAGUUCUUCCGGGAGUAUCUGCGCAUACCCAGUGUUCAUCCCAAUCCAAACUACGAACCAUGUCUGGAGUUCCUUGACCGCCAGGCGAAGCAGUUGGAGCUGCCCAUGAAGGUGUACUAUCCAGCCGAUGAGCAGAACCCCGUGGUUGUCCUCACCUGGCAAGGUCUGCAGCCGGAACUUCCCAGCGUGCUGCUCAACUCCCAUAUGGAUGUGGUGCCCGUGUUCCCGGAGAACUGGACGCAUCCGCCUUUUGGGGCGGAGAUCGAUGAGGAGGGUCGCAUCUUUGCACGCGGCACACAGGACAUGAAGUGCGUGGGGAUGCAAUAUCUGGCAGCCAUUCGGGCUCUUAAGAGGAGUGGUGCGAGGUUCAGGCGAACCAUCCACAUCUCCUUUGUUGCUGAUGAAGAAAUGGGAGGCAAACUGGGAAUGCGUCCGUUCGUGCAUACCGACGAUUUCCGUGCCCUGAAUGUGGGCUUCGGAAUGGACGAGGGUCUGGCAUCGCCCACCGCGGAGUUUCCGGUAUUUUAUGCGGAGCGCAGUGUUUGGCGUGUUUACUUCCACAUCAGUGGAACGUCCGGCCACGGAUCUCUUCUGCUGUCCAAUACGGCGGGUGAAAAGUUGAACUACAUCGUGGGGAAGAUGAUGGCGUACCGCAAGGUGCAGGUUCAGAGACUGGAGAACAAUCCCGAGCUCUGCAUUGGCGAUGUGACGACCAUUAACCUGACCAAACUGGAGGGUGGAGUACAGAGCAAUGUGGUGCCUCCGCUGCUGAUGGUCUGCUUCGACUGCCGCCUGGCCCUCGACGUGGAUCACCAGGAGUUUGAGGCGACUCUCCAAAAAUGGUGUGCCGAGGCUGGUGGAGGCAUUGAGCUGACUUACGAGCAGAAGCAGCCUCGAGUGCUGCCCACACCGAUCGAUGCGAGCAACCACUUCUGGGUGGCUUUUAAAAAGGCCACGGAUAAUCUGGGACUCGCUAUCAAGCCACAAAUCUUCACUGGCGGCACUGAUAGUCGAUAUCUGCGCCAGGUGGGCAUUCCGGCACUGGGUUUCUCUCCGAUGAACAAUACGCCCGUGCUCCUACAUGAUCACGACGAAUUCCUGCAGGCGGAUACCUAUUUGAGGGGUGUCCAGAUAUAUCAGAAGAUCAUCAGCAACAUUGCGAAUGUGGGCUGUGUUUGUGUGUAGAUUAGUCGCUUGAAAGAGCAGAUAUAAUAAAAGUAUUGUAACCUUCUACGACAUCCCCUCA
Molecule: messenger RNA, 1397 nt
Organism: Drosophila persimilis
Lineage: Eukaryota; Metazoa; Arthropoda; Insecta; Diptera; Drosophilidae
Product: aminoacylase-1
Exons: 6
Coding region: 116-1336 (406 amino acids)
Biological process (GO): amino acid metabolic process
Cellular component (GO): cytoplasm
Molecular function (GO): aminoacylase activity
Source: RefSeq, a predicted model, not a curated record